AUGAAUCCAUUCACAGGCACCAGCAGUAGAGGCGGCUUUGCUCCACGUAGAGGGCAAGGCCGAGGCAAUAGAUAUCCAAAUUUCAACAAGCCCAGGGAACAGCCGAAACCUGAUCUUAAGAAACACCCUCUUGGAGAUCUCAUCGGGACGAUCAGCGCGUCAGACCUAAAAGUGGGAACGAGCACUACCUCACAUUCUAUCGAGAUAUCUGGCUGCGAGUACGUUUCAUCCUACAACUGGACAGACGACAAAAACCCUACUAUUGUCGUACCAGGAAAACCCCCACAAUGGACGCCUCUCGCAGAAGCACAACGCCUCAAAGAGGACAACGGCCAAUACUUCCGCGAUCUGAACGCCGCAAAAGAUCCUUCCUACCCCAUGGCACCCGCCGUCCACGCCGUGCUCGAACAAGACAAUUACUACUGCACUGAUGACAUCGACAUCUUUGCCUGCGGCAGCACACUAGGAAACCUCCUCCGCUUCGCCCGCGGUAUCGACAAACCCUUCCGUUUCAACCUGCAAGUAAUCAACCGCACCGUCUUCCUCAUCCGCAAAGAAAACGACCCCAAGCAACUCAUCGAAGGCGUGCGAGGCUACGGCCAUACCUUCCCUGAAGCCUACACCACCUGGAGCGACCCCAAGAACUCCAUCUCCCACCAACGCAUCAUCCGCUACAAAUUCGGCGGCCUAACCCAUCUCCUCCGCUUCGAAAGCGACGGCUACAUCCCCGAUCCCUCCUUCGAAGACACCACUCCACUUCCUCGUUCCGACUCCGACUCCGACAACAACGACUCGGAGAAAGACCUCAUCCUCGCCUUCCAAGACCUCAGCAUCCCCUCCCGCCCCGCCACCCCCAAACUCACCAUCAAAACCUCCUCCUCCUCCACCACCACCCCUACCAUCAUCCCUCAAACCGCCCUCUUCGACCUCAAAACCCGCUCCGGCAAACACGGCAAGAAAAUAGACAUGACAGACAUCUACCCGCAACUCUGGCUCAAACGCAUCCCAAACUUCAUUACCGCAUACCACGACGGCGCCGGCCUCUUCACCGACAUCUCCGUCCAGAACAUCGAACCAGAGGUCCGCGACUGGGCCACUGAAAACAAGCUUGGCAUCAAGAAAUUCGCGGGCUUGUUGGGGAAGUUGGUCGCGAUUGCGCGCGAGAAGAGUCCCGUUGGUGCGAAGGAGACGUUGUUAGAGGUUUAUUGUCCAGGCAAGGAGAGGUUGGAGGUCAGGAUGCAGUUUGGGGAGGCGAAGGGGGCGUUGCCGUCGUGGUUGAGAGAGAGGUGGGAGGAUAAUGGGAAGCAUGAGGGUGGGAGGCGUGCGGAUUCUCCGGUUGAUAAUGGAUUUGGUGAUGAUGAUGAGGAUGGGGGUUUUAGGUUGAGCAGGCAGUAUGAUUCGUACUAUGGCAGCGAGUAUGAUUCGGGGUCCGAGCCGGAUUAUACUGCAUGCUCGGCUGAUGACUGUGGGUAUUGUGGCAAGUGUUCUUAUUGAGAUUGGCCGUGUGUGUGUGCUACUAUCCCUCACUCUCUAGAUUUGACGAGAACAAAAUCACGUGCACUACAUACGUGGUUGGUAAUUUGCGGUAUCUGUAGAAGCCGUCACACUGCUGUAAUUAGUUUUGAACACCAAGUACCCAGUGAAUCUGCACGAUGCAUGUCAUAGAUGCUAAUCAGGUUCUGGGACUCAUACAGCCUCAUUUCAUGUCG
Bipolaris maydis ATCC 48331 is the source of this 1709-nucleotide messenger RNA. RefSeq lists its product as uncharacterized. Lineage: Eukaryota; Fungi; Ascomycota; Dothideomycetes; Pleosporales; Pleosporaceae. The record is from RefSeq and is a predicted model, not a curated record.